Solea solea (common sole) is the source of this 1880-nucleotide messenger RNA. RefSeq names its product zinc finger, matrin-type 3 (gene zmat3). Gene Ontology annotation, molecular function: nucleic acid binding; zinc ion binding. The coding region runs from base 114 to 1592 and encodes 492 amino acids. The record is from RefSeq and is a predicted model, not a curated record. Lineage: Eukaryota; Metazoa; Chordata; Actinopteri; Pleuronectiformes; Soleidae. The transcript is spliced from 6 exons.
UCCUGCUGCUGCUGCUGCUGCGCCGCCGGGGUUUUUCUCUCUCACACACACACACUCUCACGCGGAGAAGUUGGAGAAGGAGAAGAAGGAGAAGAAGAGGGGAUGCAAGUGCGAUGAUGCAGCUAAAGAGCGGGGAUGCAGCGGCGUAUUACCACAGCGCACAAUACUGCACAAACUACACUUCACCCUCCCUCAGCUACGCCAACAGCAGCCAUUAUCUAACCCGAUUACCAGGCCCAAACAACAUGUUGAAGCCUCCGCUGAGUCUCUUCAGCCAUCCCCAGCAGCCUUUCCAACACAUGGACUCUCUGCACCAGCUGGGACCUCCACCAAUGGCACCUACGCAGCCUCUCGGCCCUCCACCCAUCGCCCCUGCUCAGGCAAUUGGACCUCCGACUAUGGCUCCUCCACAGAAUCUAGGGCCCCCUCCCAUAAAUUCUACUCACACGUUGAGGCCUCCCCACAUCACCCCACCACACAGAUUAGGCCCCCCUCCAAUGGCACCAACUCAGUCUCUGGGUCCCCCACCAAUGCCACACACCCUGGGGCCCCCGCCUGUAGAUCACACACAAGCAAUAGUGCCUCCAAACAUGGACCUCACACAGCCAUUGGGGCCUCCACCUCUGGCCCCUGCACAAGCACUGGUGCACCCACCAGUAGUGGCGCCCAGAUUCCCCCUCCUUCCCAGUCCUCUGUCGUCCCCUCCUGCUCCAGGCUCAGACCCUUCACAGUUGCUACCACCACAUCCUCCGGGACCAACCCUCAUCCAGUCUCCAGUGUCCGGCCUCAUCCCCCUUCAACAUCCAGUUCAGGCAGCUCCAGCCAGCGAGCAGCUCCAAGGCGAGGGCUCUCCACUGGGUAUGGAGGAGCAGGAGGACUCUCUGGGGCUGGAGGAACUGUGCAAACCACUGUACUGUAAACUCUGCAAUGUUACCCUCAACUCUGCUCAGCAAGCACAGGCUCACUACCAGGGGAAGAACCACAGUAAAAAGCUGAGAAACUUCUACGCUGGCAGUCAACAGCCACCGGCCAUUCGGAUCCCAGAAGCCCUCGAUGCGUCUGGUCAGAGCGCCCUCAACUCAGGAUCCAACGACAGUGACGCAGGCAGGCAGGCGCUGUAUAAGGGGGCAACCCGGGUCAUUUUAGCCACAGAGAACGACUAUUGUAAGCUGUGUGACGCCUCCUUCAGUUCACCGGCAGUUGCACAGGCCCAUUACCAGGGCAAGAACCACGCCAAAAAACUGAGACUCGCUGAGGCCCAACAGAACGCCAGCAGCAUCGAAGGUAACAGCGAAGCGGCCCCUAGAAGAAACAGGAAAGACGGCAGUGAGUACAAACUGGUGAAAAACCGUCGCAGCCCACAGCUACCUGCCUCCAUGUCAGGGCCGUAUUACAACCCCAGACCAAGGCAGCGCAUCCCCAGGGACUUGGCCAUGUGCGUGACUCCCAGUGGACAGUUCUACUGCUCCAUGUGCAACUGUGGAGCCGAGCAGGAGACGGACUUCAGGCAGCACCUGGAGAGCAAGCAGCACAAAGCUAAAGUGUCGGAGUUAAGGUACCGCCACGAGAUGGAGAACCUCGGCUACAGCUAAGGAACAUGUGGAAACAGAGAAGCUGCUGGUGGCAAAUACUGUGUUUAGGAGGCAUAAUAUUACAUGAAGGUGUUACUCAAAAACAGCCUCAAGAUUUUACUGUAGCUCAUUUGAUUUAUGGAUCAAAACAAACCUAAACUCAUACAGAGUUAUAAUUUAAUAUGACGUAUCUGUUACGUGCAAGAAAAGGAUAAAUGGACAUGACUCUGGUCAACUUUCUUCAAGGAUUUGGAGUUGCAUUUUGAGAGGAUACGUGUAAAUUUAAAAUGAACUGCAAAUCAAUUUUGA